This is a messenger RNA of Anopheles merus, 3009 nucleotides long. RefSeq lists its product as uncharacterized. The transcript has a single exon. The coding region runs from base 215 to 2977 and encodes 920 amino acids. The record is from RefSeq and is a predicted model, not a curated record. Lineage: Eukaryota; Metazoa; Arthropoda; Insecta; Diptera; Culicidae.
CGAAAGUGAACCGAUCCGAGGCAGUGUGGUUUGUGGCGCGUACGCGAUCGAACGUCCCGCCGUGCCCGUCGUGCAAAAGAAAAGUGUACAAGUCAUCCCCAGAGAGAGAGAGAGAGUGGACGGGUAGUGUCUGAAGUGUCAUUGAAGCGGCAGUGAAACGUGGUGCGCUUUUUGCAAAUUGCCGUGGAGAAAGGAUAUUAUGCAAUAAACAAGAAUGGCCUGUGAGAGUGUUUGCUGUGCGAUGUUGCUAGUGCUGGUGCUUGCGAUCGUGUCCCCGGGGGUACAGAGUGCAGGACGUCCCCCGUUCCUGAGCCGCAGGGAACCUCCGCGUACGCUGCAGAUGAUCGGUUCGGUUAACCCGCGCAUGCUGCACAAGAUCAGUGCCGAUCUGCAGCCCGACACCUCCAAAGUCGUCCACAUCCAGGUGCCGUACUACGUCGAGCGGCCCAAGCAGCGGCCGACAAAGUUCCAGCCCUGGGUGCUACCGCCCCGCAACCAGCGGUUUGCGUCCUCCGGCGGUGGACCACCUCAUCACCAUUUCGCUCCGGUGCAGCAGCAACUGCACCAUCCCGGGCCGGUCCCUCCCUUCGGUGGCCCGUUCCGGGAAGCCCCGUUCAAGGCGAAACCGAUCCUGCCGAACGAGUUUCUCGCCAACCCGGGCCCGUACGAUACGCCCUUCGUGCCGGUCAUGAAACCUAGCCCCGUUAAUCCACUGCCGGUCGAGCCGGCCCCGCCGGAGAUUGCGUUCGAGCCGAUCAGCAUACUGCCGCUGGAGUCGCCCUCCUUCGACACGGUGCGCAACCACGUGCGCUAUCUGAAGCAGAAGCAGGCGGCGUUCUUCGAGGGCCAGGGCCGGGAGUUUGGGCUGGCGGGGGGUGGUUCGGUGGCACCCGAGGAGCUGGCGUACUACGGCGAGCAUGCCGGUGGGUCGUCGGUGCACAAUGGUGAUCCGGAUCGGGACAGCGAGCGGAACACACUGUCCGAGCAUGACUUUGGGCAGAACGACCGGAAGUACGACCGGCGGGGGAAGGCGCACGAGGUGGUGGUGAAGGAGGAGGAGGAAGAGGAGGACGGUGAGGAGGACUUUUACGACGCGGAGGGCAAGCAGUACCGGGACGAUGAUUUUGAAGAUUCGCGGGACGAGGCGGACCGGGUGGCAGCCUUUGAGCCGAAGAAGGUGUACACGCAGGUGCGGCAUCGGGAGGUCGUACGACACGUUCCACGGUUGGAGGAGCCAGGAAAGGAGGAUGAAGAGGAGGAUCAUGGUGAGGAUCAAGAUGAGCAGGAAGAUCCCAAGCAAUCAGAUGAUGAAGAUGAUGAGGAAGAGGAGGAUGAAGAUCACCAGGAACGUCACACCGAACGACGUCCAGUUCGGGAGCGCAUUAACCUCCAGCGCAAGAACAUCGUGUACUCCGAAAAGGGACGCCAGGCACACAAGUUCGAUCAUGGUUCCGAGGAGUCGUUCGGUGAGUUUGAAGAGAACGAGAAGGCAAAGCCAAAGCGUCGCAACCGUAUAAAAAGAUCUCUGGACGAUCGGGAGGAGCCUGACAUGCUUCCAGCGCAACAAGAAUCCAAUAGGACCUCACUGGUGGACGUGCUGGCGAUGAUGAUCCUCGACAACGACACACUCCCACCGCACGCCGAAGCACUAACCGAUCCGCGCGAACUGCACGGCGAAGAAUUGAUCCGCUUUCUGGACGAAGCGAUCCAGAACACGACCCAGUACCUACCCGACAAGCGGACGCACGUCAUCAGCAUCGUGUCGCCGCCGAGCAAUGUGGUCAAGUUCCCGUACUACACCCGCCCGGCAAGCGAGAUCGAUGUGGAUUCGGCAUUGAGGUACGCGGAAAACCUCACCAGCUUUAGCAACGGGCUUUAUGGCACGAAAACAUCGGAAGGGAUUGAGUGUAACGAGGUGGAUGUGGAGCUGGAAGAAGAACCGGAACCGAUCGAAGAUGGCGCGGAAGGGUUCAAACCGAUCCGGCGACUGAAGGGACUGGGCGAUAAGAUCGACUGCCUGAAGCGGAAACACUUUGGCAGCGAGCCGCUCGAUAAUCCACUGUUUCGGGAGGAGUUUGUCGGCGUGCCGCGGAAGCUGUACGUCCCUAAAGGCACUACGCCGGCCGUACCUCAGCAGCAGCAGCAGCAAACGCAACCGAACCCAGCCGUCGCCGUCUACAACGAUGUCAUCCGGCACAUCAAGAAGCAUCUGGCGAGCCAGCAGCGGCGCAAAAACUCCAAAUCCGACACGGAGCAGGACACGCUAAUGAUAGCGGUGCCGCGUGUCCUCCGGCUCGACCGCAACGAUGCCCAGCCGGCAUCGUCCGGGGUGCAUCUGAAGCGUGAGGCACGGCUGGUGUUCCCGCAAGCGAACCCACUGCCCCUCUCGAACCACAUCAGCGUGCCGAUCUUUGACAUUAGCAAGUUUGUGCCACGGUUUAUGAUGCGCCCGAACGACGAUCUGUACAGUGAGGAUUUGCUCCCCACGGUUACUGUGCCCACAACGACACCGGUGCCCCGGCUGAGCAGUCCCAAGGUGAGGCUGCAAACGCUGGUCCGCACGGCGGAACAGCUAGCCGAAGGGGCGGUUGCGGUGGAGGAAGGUGUGGAGAAGAUCCUGCUGACGACACAGCGCACCCCGACCGGUACGGUGCGGGACGACAUUGCCGAUGCGUUUGACGACGUGCUGGCGAAGCCGAACCAACCGCCGGCCCCGCUGCCACCGAUCAAGCCGUACAGUGUGGUCGAGCAGGACGCCAGUGGACCUCCGGAGCCGACGUUCAACAAAUCCGGCCCACCGUAUGCCGCGCUCGCCCUGGAACCGCCGGUCGCGCAAAGCAUCCUGAAGCAGCGCAUUGCGCCACUGGAGCGCAACCGGCUCGACGUGGGCAAGGCGAAACGUUCGCCGGUGGUGAAGAUGCGCAAACCGCGAAGGCCCACGGUGACGCGCAAGAAGGUGCUCGUGUUUUACACCUGAAGUGGUGGAGGGGGGGGGGUAUGAAAGGGAAU